UCCAGGCCAUAGUCUAAGAAUCUGAAUGCGCUGCGUGAGACAAACUGGCUGAACGAGUUCACAUACUUUCUCUCACAUGUUGCUAGUGUUUUCUUCCAGAACGGCUAAAAGAAGUCGCAGUCACCUGCAGAAAGACAAGUUCUGUUUCGUGGCACCUUCUCAGCUGCUGAUUUUUAAACUCUUUCACAUGAAAGAUUCAUGGAGGUACGAGGUGAUCACGUUGGUAGGUUGAAUGAAGCUGGUUCGGGAGACCGACGACCAGAGAAUAUCUUUCUCGAUGUUUCUUCUAAUGGAACACAAGCUUCAGGCAGUCAGAUUACACAGAAUGACUUUCAGAAAUCAGGGAACCCAUUUCUACAUCCAGCUCAGAACACAGAGAAUGGAUUCAGCUCAACAAACACAAACCCUUUUUUGACUCAAGGCAAAGACUCCAAUGGGAACACUGUUUCCACAGAUGAAUACGAUUUACUGUUAAGCAAUGGACAAAGUAAUGGGUGGCCUCACUUUUUAACAUCUUCAACACCCUCAUUCAAGAAUGACUGGGCUGUGUUCCCACCUCCAAAUCUAAGCAAGGACACAAACCAAACGCCAUUUCAAAAAUGGGAUUCAUUCCAAGAUUCAUUCUCUGCCAGAAUUUCCCCACCUCGAACAAGCAAUCAAAUGACAAACAUUUUCGAACCAUUCAAAGAGGAAACCAGUGUCUCCCCGAGAAUGCCGGCUAAUGAGAAAACAUCUGAUGAGAGCGAUUUUUUCUUGGAAUACAUGCUAGCCAAUCAAAAGAAUGAUGUGGAAUCCGUUUCGUCUACAUCAGCAUCCAAUCAUUUGAAUCUUUUUGAAGAAAAGUUUUUACCAUCUCCAAUAAUCGAUGAUAACAUUUUCACAAACACAGCUUCAUUUCAGUCGAGUGAUAUUUUUCAAACGCCUGGGUCCAGCAUGCAAAAUAACCCCUUAGAUCAGACCUCAGCAUCUGUCCAAUAUGAUCAUUCGAAGUUAUCUGUGAAUUCUGCUGUGAAUAAUGGGCAGUUCAAGCCACAGGACAGCGACUUUGACAAACUGUUCAUGACCACAGACAUGAGUAAUGGAUUAUCCCAAGAGACUUCUACAUUGCCCCCAUUUCUUAAUGCAUCCAAAGAUUUAGGACUGAUGUUUAGAAGACGACCCCCCAAACCAACCCCACGCAUUAAGGCUCGGAAGAAUUCCCUGAAGAAUCAAAAUAUCAACCAUGACCUGUUUUCCACAUCUGCUGAAUCUGUACCUACCGAUCAGAAACCUGCACAGACGCUGUUUCCACCUAACCCGCCUCUUCCCAUAUCCAAGCCCACUGUGCCAAAACCUCCAACUAAUAUCCAGGGCUCCAUGCUACCGGGUGCUACAAAGCAAAGCCAAGUUUACGAGGACGUCCUUUUCAUCGGCCAGGAGAAAUGUGUGGAGGACUGGCCAGAGGACAGCCCUGAGCUCAGCCCUGACUGGAAACCUUCAGGCAAAUUAAAAUUGAGGAGGGAGUCUUUGAGGAUUGCUGCAGAAUCUGAGGCAGACACUAUUGGGAGGAAAUCUGGCAAAACAAAACUGAAAUUAAUGGUCUCUAGAAGAAAGUCAAAGGAUACAUCAGGAGAUGACACAAGGGUUCUGCAAACAAGCACAGUUUGCGAGUCAGAGCAAAAAUAUCCUGACAACAUAACCAGUGUCUAUGGUGAUACUUUGCCUUGGGGAAAAAAGUUCAAUGAACCAGAUGAUGUUUUUCUGCCUGAACAAGAAGACCACAAUGCAAACAUGAAGGGCAAAUCAGUGAAGAUUAAAAAGCCUAAAUUUAUAGUUCCUCAUUUGCAAUACAAAGGAUCCAAGGAAAAAUCUCUUAGUGAAAGUUUUGAAAAUAAAUCACCAUUUCAGCAUAAUUCCAAGGUUGAACAUGUUCAGGAGUUAUAUGGGGACAAGCUGAAGAAUGUUGACCAUACAAAGCCAGUGAUGAAAGACUGGAGACUGAAGGAUCCACAUAAAUUAAAACCAUCCCUUCCUCAUCGACUAUCCAAGGAUUUUAUUGAAGAUGAUCUGAAGAAGAUGAAUGGUCUUUCGUUUUUGGAAGAAUCAAAGGAAAAUGUUUCGGCGAGUGCUGAGAAGGAAAAUCAUCGUUACUCUGCUGACUUAUGGGCAGAGUACCAGCUUGAGACAUGCUCUUCAAAACCUCCAGACAACAGUAAAAAAACACAAGAUUUACAAGACUGUCGACCGAAGAAAUCGUUUACAUUCAGGGUUCCUCAUAUGCCUCGGAAAGGAUCAAAGAGUACGCCAGAAAACGAUAUCCCAGAGAAAGGUGCUGAUUUGUUUAAAGCCACGGACAUACAAGGGUUGGAAAUGAAUGUAUCUGAAGAUUAUAAUCAGAUGAGGAAAUCUCCUGUACAAAGGGUUUCGCCAAUAAUUAGAAGAGACUCACAGGGUCUAAAUAAUGCAGAGAAAGGAGCAGAUCUUUUUAAAGCAGGAGACAUUGCAGAUGAUAUCUGGAUGGAGAAGCAUACCAUGGACACAAAAACAGAGAAGGUAAAAAAUGAAACUCUGCCCAGAAGUGAAUCAAAGGCCAAAGACCAACUGUAUUUUACUGAAGACUUUGAGCUACCAGGUGCUACUUCUGGUGAUUACUACCUCUCAGAAGCAGCUAAGGCUGAGUGGAUGUCCUCCCAGAUGGAUUUGAGGCGAGUAAAAACACCAGAACAUGCUGAGAAACUGGAAGGAGUAAAAGAAGAAGAGGAAGGGGACACUGACAGUCUAAUGGAGUGGUGGAACACAGUAGAAUUAUGGGACGAACUGCCAUCAGAUGACGAAAGCAAUGCAAAGGAGGAUGAAACUAAAUCUUUUACUGAGAUUGCUGACAAAGUCCACCAAGGUCUCAGAGUUUUCUAUAAAGUUUUCACCGAGCAAGCCGAAGUCCUCUACCUGCAUGUGCUGCGCCUCUACGCCAUCGGUGAUGACCUGAGCAACUUCCACCGCCGUGCAAAGAUCGCAAAUAUCACAGGUGGCACAACCUCGGCUGUGGGUGGUGCAGCAGUUAUCACUGGCCUGGCUCUGGCACCUGUCACACUUGGAGCUUCUUUGAUUGUAUCUGCUGUUGGGCUGGGAGUAGCAGCAGCAGGUGGAAUCACAGCAGCUUCGGCCACCUUAUCGGACAAUGUCCACGAAAUGAGCGACCGUAAGAAGAUCGAGGUGGUGUUGCAGGACUACGAGACCCGCCUAGUGGAACUGCGGCGCUGCCUGCAUUUUGUAGCUGAAGGUGUGCGUCGAAUGCGCUUGCACCCUCUGCUGCGUCGUAACAAUUACUACGCCGGAGACUGGGAGGUGCGGCGAGCACUUCAGACCAUCAGUCUGGUUGGAGAUCCAGUAGAGCAAGCCGAGGAAAUUGUGCAGAAAUCCACAAUGGCUCUAAACAGUGUGUACAAGGGCAUGGAUAAUUACUUUAGCAAGGAUUCGAAGGAGCUAAAGAAGGGCUGCAAGAAAGAGGUGACCAUGCAAGUGAAUAUGUUAGCCAAGCUGCUGCAUGAAAACUUAGUGGUGCUUAACUCCACACGAGAGCACCUAAUGGAAGCGACUGGAUUUGUAUAGAACGGGAAACCAAUAAGCAAAAAGAAAUAAAUAGAACUUAAUGUUGAUCUGAAUGUUAUCUAAGCGUUAUGUAAGUGUGGCUGGUCACAUGCUAAACAUGAUGAUGAAAAAUUGAGACUCACUUCCUUCUACUGUAUCACAGUGUACUGUAUUAACUAGGAAAGGGGCCUGUGGUAAGAACGUAUCAAAUCAAGAAAGAUUACAUGUUCAAUAUGCAUAUAAAAGAAGAUUAUAAAUGUCAAGUUAAUUGUCAUUACAUUUUAUGUUUGCUGUGGAGCACUUUGGAUUUAACAUAACGUAUAUAUACUUGACAAAAAACAGCUUCUGUGGUCAGAGUUUUGAUUUCCUUCUUCUUUAAGCAGUUUAGUUCUUGUUUUAAUAUUCACUUUCACAAUGAGAAAAUACCAUCUAUGGCAGACACUGUUCUGGGAUUGAGUUACUGUUGUGCUCUGGUAUCUAUACACUAAACCACAAAGACUGAAAAAACUUGGGCAGGAACUGAGAAUGUCUAUGCCCUAUUUAAAAAGACCUCACAAUAUAUAGAAAUUUACCAUUUAAAAAUGUUUAGCAAUCAAAUUGAAGUGAGAUAUUUGCACGCACAUUAUCGUAUACCUUUAAAAACUAUUUAUAUAUUUGUUUGCUUUUGCUCUGUUUAGUAUUUUCUUAUAAUUCCUGCAGAUUCUUCAUGGCCAACCUCCCUAUUCAUAUUCAUGCUCAUAGCUAUCAACCUAUAUGUUAUAUAAUUGUUCUAUUUUUUUUCUUUUAGGCGGAAAUUUAGAUGCACUGGCACAGCUUUUAAAAAGGGCAGAUGUCAAUUGUAUACAAUAUAAACAUAUUUGUAAUAUAUUAUAAAAUAAAAUACAAAACUUGCUAUUAAAUGAAUUCCAAUUCAUCA
Molecule: messenger RNA, 4483 nt
Organism: Silurus meridionalis
Lineage: Eukaryota; Metazoa; Chordata; Actinopteri; Siluriformes; Siluridae
Exons: 34
Coding region: 199-3588 (1129 amino acids)
Biological process (GO): lipoprotein metabolic process; lipid transport
Cellular component (GO): membrane; extracellular region
Molecular function (GO): lipid binding
Source: RefSeq, a predicted model, not a curated record